AUGGGCCGCGUAUCUACUCCCGCCGCCUUGCUAGGGCUUCUCGGACUUGUCUCGGCGGCUGGUUGCCCCUUUGCUGACCCGGCUGCUCUUCGUGGUCGAGCAGAAGCACCUACCGGAGACCCGAUACUCGAAGCCACUAUUGAUGAUAGCAGUGGCUUCUUCACCGAUGACGUGGGUGGGCAGAUUCAGGAGCAAGACAGUCUUAGGGUUGGAGAUAGGGGUCCUACCCUGUUAGAAGAUUUCAUCUUUCGUCAGAAGAUCACACAUUUCGACCAUGAGCGAGUUCCUGAACGAGUUGUUCACGCAAGAGGUGCUGGAGCUCACGGCACGUUCACAAGUUAUGGCGACUGGAGCAACAUCACAGCUGCCUCGUUCCUAAGCCAACCCGGAAAAGAAACUCCGGUUUUCGUACGAUUCUCAACCGUAGCUGGAUCGCGUGGAAGUGCUGACACAGCGCGUGAUGUUCACGGCUUUGCGACGAGAUUCUACACCGAUGAGGGUAACUUUGACAUCGUGGGGAACAACAUUCCGGUGUUUUUCAUCCAGGAUGCUAUUAGGUUCCCGGAUUUAAUCCACUCAGUGAAGCCAAGCCCCGAUAAUGAGAUACCUCAAGCCGCCACAGCUCAUGACUCGGCCUGGGAUUUCUUUUCUCAGCAGCCGAGUUCGCUCCACACACUAUUCUGGGCUAUGGCUGGGUUCGGUAUCCCGCGCAGCUUCAGACAUAUGGAUGGCUUUGGUGUUCACGCGUUCCGUCUCGUGACUGAUGAUGGCCACUCUCAGUUCGUGAAGUGGCACUGGAAGACAAAGCAGGGAAGGGCUAGCUUGUACUGGGAAGAGGCUCAGGUCUUAGCCGGCAAGAAUGCAGAUGCCCACCGACAAGAUCUGUUCGAAGCUAUCGCUGCCGGUAAUGGUCCCGAGUGGGAGCUUGCCGUCCAGCUAGUCGAUGAGGACAAGGCCCUCGCGUUCGGAUUCGACUUAUUGGAUCCUACCAAGAUCAUCCCUGAAGAAUAUGCCCCUCUCCAGAAGCUUGGCGUCAUGAAGUUGCACACAAACCCAACGAACUACUUCGCGGAGACGGAGCAAAUCAUGUUUCAACCUGGGCACAUUGUGCGAGGAGUAGACUUCACCGAGGAUCCCUUAUUGCAAGGCCGCAUAUUUUCCUACUUGGACACUCAGUUGAACCGACACGGAGGUCCCAACUUUGAGCAGCUUCCUAUCAACAGGCCAGUCGUUCCCAUCCACAACAACAACCGUGAUGGCGCAGCUCAGAACUUCAUUCACAAGAACAUCCACCCUUACACUCCUAACUCAUUGAACGGUGGGUUCCCCCAACAGGCGGACCAGAAUAAUGGACGCGGAUACUUCAAUGCACCUUCCCGGAGCGCCAGCGGCAGACUCGUGCGCGGCCUCUCGUCCACAUUCGACGACCAUUGGUCGCAGCCGCGACUCUUCUACAACUCGCUUCUCCCCGUCGAGCAGCAGUUCCUCAUUAACGCCAUCCGCUUUGAGACCAGCCACCUGAAAUCUGCCGAAGUGAAGCAGAACGUACUCGUACAGCUUAACAGAAUAAGCAACGAUAUCGCAGUCCGUGUUGCCACCGCUCUCGGCCUAGAGGCCCCUGCUCCUGAUGACACAUUCUACCAUGAUAACACGACGAUGGGCAUUAGCAUUGUCAACGGCACACUGCCCACUGUUGCCACACUCAAGGUUGGUAUCUUGGCUAGCACAACAAGGGCGAACGGCACAAAUGCGCUCGACCAGGCUAAGAGCCUAAAACAGCGCCUAAGCAACGAUAACCUGACCGUGACCGUUGUAGCCGAGAGCCUGGUUGAGGGCGUUGAUAAGACGUACUCGGCUGCCGAUGCAACGGACUUUGAUGCCGUGGUUGUUACAUCCGGCGCUGACGCUGCCGGUCUUUUUACCCUCGGUACUCUAAGCCCACUCUACCCUCCUCUACGUCCUCUUCAAAUCGCCAACGCGGCGUACCUAUAUGGCAAGCCCGUUGCCUACUUCGGCAGCAGCUCGCCGAGUGACUCGCUAGCAGCAGGCGGUCUGGACCCGAAUGCGGAGGGCGUCUACGUCGAUGCCGACCUCGAGAAUGUGGCUACCGGUCUCGUGGACGGUCUUAAGACGUUCAAGUUCACUUCGCGAUACCCCGUGGAUAGGACCCAAUAG
This is a messenger RNA of Daldinia vernicosa, 2175 nucleotides long. Its product is annotated as CATB protein. Gene Ontology annotation, biological process: hydrogen peroxide catabolic process; response to oxidative stress. Gene Ontology annotation, molecular function: catalase activity; heme binding. Lineage: Eukaryota; Fungi; Ascomycota; Sordariomycetes; Xylariales; Hypoxylaceae. Gene Ontology annotation, cellular component: cytosol. Bases 1 to 2175 code for a protein of 724 amino acids. The record is from RefSeq and is a predicted model, not a curated record. The transcript has 8 exons.